This is a messenger RNA of Morone saxatilis (striped sea-bass), 2740 nucleotides long. RefSeq names its product myogenesis-regulating glycosidase-like. The record is from RefSeq and is a predicted model, not a curated record. Gene Ontology annotation, molecular function: hydrolase activity, hydrolyzing O-glycosyl compounds. NCBI's taxonomy places the organism in Eukaryota, Metazoa, Chordata, Actinopteri, Moronidae. Bases 665 to 2737 code for a protein of 690 amino acids. Gene Ontology annotation, biological process: skeletal muscle fiber development; carbohydrate metabolic process. The transcript has 6 exons.
UUUUUAACACCACAACGCCAUAAAUGACACUUUGAAUGUAUUUUCUGAAACUUAUUCGUGUGCUGUUGACAUAGCCGACAAAGCCCGUGUGAACCGUGAACAGGACCGGUUUGAAACCCGGUUCGUGACAACUGGUACAGCCGGUUCCAGUGUCGCUGUAAUGACCCCAUACAGCCGCAACAGUCGUGUCGACGAGUGCCUCUGGGUUAUCGAUCAGUCACUGGCACAUCGGAAUUGUUUGUUCGGUUAGUUAACCGUAUGUGUCACCUUGGCACUCUUGUUAGAAAAUGACAAACAUAAUGUUGAGGCGCUGUUCGUGUUCACUGUGGUCCUUUCAGUGUUUGGUCUGAGGUUUUGUGACAACCACUAAUGUGAACACCAAACAAUUCACUAUCACUCUGGAGGAAACGUGUUCCUGUUUGUAUGUGCUCACUCCACUGCACUGUACUGCCAACUGGGGUUAGUGGCUCCUGCACGACAGAAACAGUUUGGACAAAUCAGCCCUCAUUCAGAAAUGAAGACUUCACUGAAGAUCAGCAGGUAGACAUCGAGAUACAUUCCAGACAUUUUCAUCAACACUGGACAGCAAGUUAACUACAGCUGUCUACUCCUGCCACUCCUCCAAACCUGCUUCCCUACACACCUCACUGCCAAAGUCUUCAGCAUGUAUCAGAUUGUCCCGGUGGCUCCUGGGGAGCAGCAGACGGCUGGGGGAGCUGGUGGUUCUCCACUGAAGAAGAAACUGGCUCAUGAAGGCCGGCCUCUGGUGAUGGCAGCCAUGUUGGGCUGUGUGUUGGUGCUGGCUUCUGUGGUUGCCUGGUGCUACUACUCUGCGUCCCUCCGUAAAGCCCAGCUGCUGAAGGCUGAGCUGUUAGACCUCAACAAGGAUGGUUUUAUCAUUCAUAACCAGGCAGGAGCUGUCAUCUUCAGUAUGACCUUCAGGUCUGGCACUCUGGAUCUGGACUCCUGCUCAAAGGAGGGAAAUAUUCUGAGCUGCACUCGGUCAGAUUCUGGCAAGGUUAACUUCUUUAUCCAGACGGUUCGACCGAAGGACACAGUGAUGUGUUACAGAGUUCGUUGGGAGGAGGUGCAGAAUAAGUAUAUGGUCGAGCACGCCAUGGCAUAUAAUGACUCUCAUUGGUACGGAGGGGCGGAGACAGCAACACAGUACUGGCCUGUCAAGAUCCAGGGCGAGGAGAAGCCACAGCCCUUCAUCACCAGUGAUAUCUACUCUAAUCGAAACGCUUUUGGGGGAAUCCUAGAACGCUAUUGGCUGUCUUCGAAUGCAACUGCCAUCAAGAUUAAUGACUCAGUACCGUUUCAUUUGGGCUGGUCAGAGAAGGACAGGACACUUAGGUUUCAGGCCCGAUACCAGGACUCUCCCUUCAGACCACCAGAGGGUCAGCCGGCUUUACCUGAGCUCAGCUAUAGAGUGUGCGUGGGGUCGGAUGUUACCUCUAUUCAUAAAUACAUGGUCCGUCGGUAUUUCCCAAAGCCUGUCAAGGUCCCAUCUCCUGAAGUGUUUAAACAACCACUGUGGUCCACAUGGGCUCUCCACAAGACGGCUGUAACUCAGGAAAAGCUGCUGCGCUACGCCUCUGACAUCACCAAGCAUGGCUUCACAUGCUCCCAUCUGGAGCUGGACGACCGCUACACUGCAGACUAUGGAGAGUUUGACUUUGACCCGCAGAAGUUCCCCAAUGCCAGCGGUAUGUUUGACAGACUCAGAGAGGAGGGCUUUCAAGUCUCACUCUGGACACAUCCUUUUAUCAACUAUGACUCCAUUAAUUUUGGUGUCGCUGUGGAGAAAGGAUUGUUUGUCCGGGAGCCGAGCGGUGAGCUGCCUGCUCUCGUUCGCUGGUGGAACGGCAUUGGAGGUAUCUUGGACUUUACCAACCCAGAAGCCCGUGAGUGGUAUUCUUCACAUCUGCAUAUGCUCAAACAGCGCUAUGACGUGACGUCCUUCAAGUUUGAUGCAGGAGAGACAAGCUACCUCCCACGCCAGUUUAGCACCCUGGUCCCACUGUCCGACCCCUCCACCUUCACCCGCCGCUACACAGAGAUGGCCAUACCGUUCAGUGAGCGCGCAGAGCUGAGGGUGGGCUACCAGAGUCAGAACAUCUCCUGCUUCUUUAGGAUCAUCGACAGAGACUCUGUGUGGGGUUACGAGCUCGGCCUGAAGUCCAUCAUCCCGACUGUCCUGACCAUUAGCAUUCUGGGCUACCAGUUUGUCUUACCUGAUAUGAUAGGAGGGAAUGCAUACCCUAACCGCACCGCAGAGGGUAAAAACGGUCUGCCGGACAGAGAGCUGUACAUCCGAUGGUUGGAGCUGUCUGCUUUCAUGCCUGCCAUGCAGUUCUCCAUACCCCCAUGGGCCUAUGACAAUGAGGUGGUACAGAUAGCGCAGAAGUUCACAGAGCUCCACGAGAAUCUGGUGGCCCCUAGGGUUCUCGAACUGGCAGGUGAGGUUCUUGAUACAGGGGACCCAAUCAUAAGGCCCCUCUGGUGGAUCGCCAAUGACGACGAGGCAGCCUAUAAGAUUGACUCUCAGUUCCUGAUCGGGGAUGACCUGAUGGUGGCUCCGGUGUUAGAGCCAGGAAAGCAGGAGAGGGACAUCUACCUGCCUGCGGGACGGUGGAAAAGCUACAAGGGGGAAGAUUUUGUUAAAGGCCCCAUGUACCUCACCGACUACCCUGUGGACCUGGACGAGAUAGCCUACUUUACAUGGGUUCAUUGAAAA